Conger conger (European conger) is the source of this 2793-nucleotide messenger RNA. It is a transcript of the gene enkd1, whose product is annotated as enkurin domain containing 1. The record is from RefSeq and is a predicted model, not a curated record. The transcript has 9 exons. Bases 244 to 1302 code for a protein of 352 amino acids. Gene Ontology annotation, cellular component: cytoplasmic microtubule. NCBI's taxonomy places the organism in Eukaryota, Metazoa, Chordata, Actinopteri, Anguilliformes, Congridae.
CUACAGCAAACCCAAUCUGAAUCCAACUCAAAGAGCUUCAUCCAUGCAUGACAGGACAGCGCAGGCAUUGGUCUGUGUGACAUUGGUCAUCCCACCAUUUUGAUGUCGAGGUUAACAAAGAGCAAACCAUCUGCUUCGGAGGACACAAUAAUUUAACCAGGAGAACCUACCCCUCGCCCAAGUAUCCCAUAGAAAACGCCCAAGUAUCCGAAAGGAAUUCAUUUUCUGUACGGCUAGGCAGUAAUGUGUGAAGGUCCCUCUAUGAUAUCUGGACCCAUCCCCCCGGAUCCCACACUUUUCCCCGAGUAUUAUAGACGACCUGCCUCCGCCAGAGGGCGUUUGGAGGGGAACGCCGAGGCGAAAGCAGCCUUGUUGUUGGGUCCUUUAGCCCCAGAUCCCACACUGCAUCCGGGGUGCUACAGCGCACGACCUGCACCUCCCCCUCGGAUCGGCUCCAAUGCCACCCACAUCCUGGAGAGGGGUCGCAAAGGGGUGGUGGGGUCUCUACUCUCGCUGGAGGGCGUCUCUCUAAACCCCAGCCCUCCUAGACUCAAGCAGCAUGUGCGGGAUUAUGGGAAGGAGAAUGUGCGGAGGCUCCGGGAAAUCCAGAGGCGGUGCCGGGAACAGGAAGCGGAGAGGGAGCGCAGCCGUCCUGUUCCUGUCAAGGCCCUCUGGACCUCGCCCAAGUACCAGGAUGUAGCGUCCAAAGUGAUGACCCAUCUGCAGGAGACCAGUCCCCCCAAGAAGCCGGAAUGCCAGAAUUUCCUGAAAGGACAUUCCCGCUCCGGAUCUGCCAGUCUGCCCCGCCCACGCACCAGCCCCUCCCCUAACACAAGCUCCUCCCCCCACUCUGAGAUGUGGGUGCAGGGCAGAGCUGUGGACUUUGUCAGCUACAACGCCCGUUCUGCAGGAAAGACUGUUCUACGCCGCUCGCAGUCGCUGCAGAACCUGUCCCCCAAACAAGCUCCGCCCACCUCGUCACAGAAGGGCCGUGUGCCACAAUAUCUGGAGGAGAGGAAAGAACAGUGGCGUCGUGAGGCAGAGGACAAGAGGAGGAACACGCCUGAUCCCUCCAUCCCGCCCGGACACACCCUCAUGUCCGAGCAGGAGAGGUUGGAGACGCUGGAGUCUCUGAAAGACACCCAGCAGUCUCUGGUGAAGGACCUUCUCUCUCUCCCUGUCCGAGUCGACACCCUGAGUGUCCGCACACGCAGAACUCAGCUGGACCGCAAGCUGUCCGAGGUGGAGGAGGCCAUCAAGAUCUUCUCCAGGGACAGGGUCUACAUCAAGAUCGAUUCCUAACAGCCCCAAACGGACUGUUGUCCUCACUCUGCUAUCCCGCGUGUGAGGUUUUUCAUUGGACUGAGCACGUAGAGAAAACACUGCAGUCAAUGUUUACCUGCAGAAGAAACGUAACCGAAAUCUCCUCCCACUUCCAGUAUAACCAGGAGGCAUUUUUGGCUGAAGCUGUGAUGCUCUCCCAUCAUAAUGACUUGUUAAAAUAUGAUCUUCUGAUUUUCAUACAGCUGCCAGCUCUGUCCAGCGCUGAGGCUCUACCCAUGGGCCAUUCGCUGGGCUUCGUGGAUGUUUGGAGGUUGUGGUCUGGGUGGCUGGGUUUGAGGGUGGUGCUGUAGCCCAUGGGGACACUGGCAGUCUGUAACCUUGGCCAUCCAUAUGGGUGCGGUGUUCCAUAGAUGCUAUAGACCCACCAGAUCUGCAUGGGUGCGCUGUACCAUAGACUAUAGACCCUCCAGAUCUACAUGGGUUCGCAGUACCAUAGACCAACGAGAUCUGCAUGUGUAGCAGGGUUAGCUCUGCUAAUUCUCUAGGAAAGCGAAGGCUUGUACCGGGUUAACUUUAAAAAAACGUUGUUUCCCUUGGCUAGAGUACCAUAGACGCUAUAGACCCAGCAGGUACUCCACUCUAUUCCUGUCCAUGAAACUUCCCAAUUUAUUAUGAUUUCUGAGUAUUUGAGAUGGUGUGGCCAAGUACAAUACGGUGGUAUUGUAUCAUCAGAAAAUAUCAGAUAGAAAGCUCAGCAAUACAGUUAAUGUAUUUUUGUUUUUAAAAGUAGUUGCACUUUCAUGACAUACUUACAAACACAAAUUUCCCACAUUUUCUGACUGUCUGAAAUGUCCUUGGAUGUACAUUAGUGUAUUCACGUUAUCAGAUGAUAUGCAUCGUAUAUGUGUAUUAACAUUAUCAUAUAUAUGCAAUCAUCCAGGUACCGUACAAACAUGGUACAGAUUUUACAAUAAAAUGAAGAGUAUUUUAGAGCUUCUGGUGAACGUGGGAAUAAACGGAUUAUGACAAAGAAAUUAAUCAAAGUGUGUAUUCAGCUCCAGGUUGUCACUUUUAAAGGAAUAUUCACUGUCUGGGAUUGUUGUACACAAUACCAAUCUGACAUACAGAGUGUGAUGUCAUUAGCCAGGUCUAAUAUGACUUCUCUGUGAAAUCCCAAAAUGGAGGUCAAAUUAAUGUUACAUCGCAGAUGGAUAGUGAUACUCUGGCAGUCUGUGAUGCUUGCUGUAUAUAUUUAUUAAUGUUUCAUUUUUUUAGUGCUUAUGAAGGCAUAAUGCAGUUCUCAUGAAGGUUUUUAUAAAAUUGCACUUCACAGGAGUGUCUCAGAUUUCCAAAAUUGUGUCCCACUAAGAAUUACCACAAGGAAUAUAUUGCCUGUUGAGUCUUUACCCAACGUUUCAGUUUUUGAAGGAAUAUUGGUGUAAGUAUAUUUUUCAUCAUAAUUUAUUUCCAAUUUCAAUAAACCUUCAAGAAUGAUUUCAAUUGCUAUAA